AUGCACCGUCCUUUUUUGGAUACCUUUUCAUUCAGGAAGCUUGGAUUCCGCAACGACUUGCGCUCCGAGUACGUGCAACGCAUUCUCACGGCAGCUCGGUCGCUCGUGCAAGCAUGGCCGUCCGACAUCACCACCAGACCCAAGGACACCUCCGUCGAAGACGGGUGCGUCGCUCUGAACAUUCCUCUUCACAGCUACGACGAGACUCACCGACAACGCCUGACGGAGUACAUCGAGAAGAUCGUUCAUCAGGUUGACCUGCUGCUGCGCAUCCCAAUUUGGGAGCAACCUCUCCGCCUCUCCGCCGUCGUGCAGUGGGCUAAGCAACAUCCAGACGUCUGGCCUUCCUUACUCCAGCUCGCUCUCGACACUUGCCCUUUGCAGUCCACGCACAGCGACGUUGCGCUCGACCCCGCCCUCGACGCGCGGUGCCUCGCCUAUGACAUUGACUCCGCCGACCUGGGAAGACAUCGUCGGCAACGUGCGAAACAAAUCCUUGCAGACACCGAGCCCUACGUCACCCUGCCGAUUACAGCGGGCGAUUUGCAAGCCUUACGGACAUGCCCCUACGACACUCUGCACCAGGCUCGGUUUGGCGACCAGCACAGAUUCCACCCAGCUCUGAACCGCAAGGUUCUCUUCCGAGCCCAGCUCUCCGAAGAGGAGAUUCGGCAAUGGGAAGGGCAGCUGGGCCGCGAUAUCUGGACUGAGACGGCGAUCUGCGACUCCUACCUUCCAGCCCACCUCCUGCGUGACCACGGCACUCGGCAUUCCUUCUCUCGCCUACCACUCUGUGGCGCCCCCGUCGCGUGCUACCUCUGUGGUCAUGGCUGCGAUUCCAAGGCUCACUGCAGUGUUGCCGGACUCGAGGCCGUGCGCCUCGAGGAAGAGUACAGAAAGCGAGUUUUCUACUACGAGGAGCGUGACGGCCCGUUUCCUGUCGCAGGACAAGAAGUCAGACGUGCCGUCAGCGCGCACGCACGCCAUCAGACGCACAGCUACCCUGGAACGCACAAGAUCGACCACGACCUUCCACUACACAACGGCCAAGAGCGGGGUCUAUCCAGCUGCGCUGUGUGCGCCAUGAUGUUCUGGAAGGAAGACCUCGAAGAGUUCGAGCUGUUCGACCCGCGGCCCGCCGAAGGCUCUACAAACGGGCCUCGCCCGGACCUCGACGAGGAUUACGACGGCGAUGAUGGUGAAGUCCAACGCGGCUCCGCCCAGGUUCACGGCACAAGCGUCGUGCACCCUUGGGCCACGGCUUCCGACGGUACUGCCUGCCGUUGGAUACUGGACACCACAGCGAUCCCUGUCUCCAUGGACGGUGGUCCCGGCCUGCUCCCGGACAACACGCUGCAGCCGGACUCCGAGGGUCGCUUCCCCUCCAUACCCACGUGCCUUAGCUGCAGGCUCGACCUCUCCAAGAAAACGCCCCUCCUCCCUCGGUACGCUCUGGCUAACGACAACCUCAUAUUGCGAGAACCUGUCGCAUUCCGGAAAAACGGUGCGAAGCUGUCCCCCAUGACGUUCGCCAUGCUCGCCCUCGCCCGCAUGCUCGUUCGGAAAAUAAUCGCCGAGAAGACAAAGAAGGCAGAUCCCCGCGCGAAGCAGAAGGGGUUGCGUAGCAAUUCAAUUUGCUUCCCGCAGGCUUACGCCAAAGAGCUCGCGACACAAGCCCUACCUGCCGAACACGAGGUUUCUCAGCAAUUCUUCGCCGACGGCCUCUCCAUCGCACUUGCCGGCGCAUCCGUAGACGACUUGGAUAAAGCUACGCUUGCCACGCACUCGACAUUGACGAGAAUGAAGCCGCACGACGACUCCAAGAAGCAGGACACAGCUGCGCAGAGGUUCUCCAACAAGCCACCCGCGUAG
Messenger RNA from Prorocentrum cordatum, 1872 nucleotides. The record is from the annotation of a GenBank genome assembly. NCBI's taxonomy places the organism in Eukaryota, Dinophyceae, Prorocentrales, Prorocentraceae.